Messenger RNA from Staurois parvus, 375 nucleotides. The record is from the annotation of a GenBank genome assembly. Lineage: Eukaryota; Metazoa; Chordata; Amphibia; Anura; Ranidae.
UAUGGACUUUUCAAACAGUUGGCGACUUCUGCCCACUGCGCGCUUCAGCAUGUGCUGACCCUGCUUUAUCAUUUUACAUGGCUUACCACUUUUCGGCUGAGCUGCUGUUGUUCCCAGUUGUUUCCACUUUGUUAUAAUAUCACUAACAGUUUAUCAUGGAAUAUUUAGAAGCAAGGAAAUUUCACGGAUGGACUUAUUGCACAGUGGCAACCUAUCAUGGUACCCUUGUUUGAAUUCACUGAGCUCCUGAGAGUGACCUAUUCUUUCAUAAAUGUUUGUAGAAGCAGUCUUCAUGCCUAUGUGCUUGAUUUUAUACACCUGUGGCCAUGGAGGUGAUUGGAACACCUGAAUCCAAUGAUUUGGAGGGGUGUCCCA